AUGACUGAGGUCGAGCGUACCGACUUCUCCGCGCUGAUCCAGUCAAAGAGAGCAAAAUGCGGGACGUCGAGAAAGAGGAAGCUUCGCGAGGUCUACUGCGUCGCGACACAGCGGGACGACCUACCGCUCCUCGACCCUGCUGCCAAUGAUGCAGAAAUCCCCACAUCAGAGGAGUGGCGGUUUCUCAAUGAUAAUGCCGUCUUAAAAGGACCAUAUCUUAACGAGCGCAACCUGCCCCCGCGACAGAUUCCACCUUUCUACCUGCCCCAGUCUCGAGGUACGAGCCCAAGGCUGGCGGGUCAGGAUGCAUCUUUGGAGCCCCCGCACCAUGUCAAAGAGAAUGGCAUCGGGCUGGCGCAGCCGAGUGUGGAAUCCCAUGAUGCGCAUGCACGACCGGAACCCGAUGAGUCGCGCGUCGCGACCACGAAACCUACCGCAGCUACUCCAGGAGGGACGAAGCUGCCCAUCGCCGAGCCGCCACGGGUCGAUUAUGAGAUCACUGACGCGGCUGCUCCUCCUGCUGUGCAAAACACGGGGCCUGAUUUACCGAACGGAGCAUCAAACCAUCCCAGCAUCGCCGCCACGACUACCGACUUGGCUGGGACGUCCACGCUGAAUCGUGCGAGUGCAGCUGGCAGAGAGGUCGCAUUCGUUGAGCCGGAGAAGGAGCGGACGGAGUCGACAGCCGCGCACCGAUGGCAAAACACGGAGGGUGUCAGUCACGAACCGGGCCCUGAUGGUAUGGACGUGGACGAGACACCUGGUCGCCCCGAAGACCAGUCACGAUUGAGUUCCCUCAGGAAACCACCACCUCUUGAUGCUUCACGGCCAUUAGACUCCUUGUCUUCGCCAGGGUCUACCACGCAGACUGCCACGACCCCUGCCGUGCAAGAUGCAUCUCCGGACACCAGUCCUGACAACGAGGGGCCACCGUAUCCUGGCGAUGACGAUGAUUCUGUACGUAGGAAGGUAGACGACGACCGUCACGACCUCCCAGGAUCUGGACAGGCUCCGGAGCACAAUCAAGCUGGGGGAGGGGCUGAAAUGGGUGCUGCUCAGCCGGCGUCUACACCUCAGGAAGCUGAAGCGGCAGAAACAACGACGUCGGGUAGUGGUCUCCAUGAGAGUACGCCGAUUGUUGAAACGGGGGAUGUCACUCAAUCCGCCGCACCUGCAGGCUCCGCACCAUCAUCUGGCCAGCAUCUCGACUCCAAUGCUGCAGGCGCAGGCCCCGCUUCUAAAGACGCACCCACAACUCGUCCUUCGUCAAGUAGUCAUGCCACCGGCUCGCCCGCCCAAGAGGAGGCUCAUCAGAAGGCCCGACGACCCUCUCCACUUGAACUUGCUGGUAGCGCCACGACUCACAACGUCGCUGCGCCGGCAGAUGCCGUCAGUCAGGACCCUGGUGCAUCAUUUUCUGCAUCAUUAUCAACUCCUUUGACAAAUGGAACUGGAUUCGACCUGAAGUCCCAGGUACCUCAAGCCUCACUGGCCGACAAUGUGCCGGACUCGCAAAUCGAAGAGGCGGCUGAGCAUGAGCAUGAGCGUGAGCAUGAGCAUGAACAGGCCCCGGCUAGCUCUGUCCUUCGGGCGAGAUCUCUGGCCGAGAAGCGUGGGCACAAGCACAGGAGGACUCCAACUGUGGUCUUCGAGAAACCGAAGAAGAAACCCGGCGAGACGAUAGUUGCAAGUCGAUCCCAGUCCCGGCCCGACCGUAUCCCAACCGAUGACUAUUUCGUUCCACUGUUCUUUGAUGGGUUUACGAGACAAUCACAAUGGAUGAGGAGUCCCGAACAACUACUCGUCACUUCGCACAAGACAAUCUCCACACCCGAUUGCGGCAUCGCGCUCCAUGAGAACCAAGCUUGCAAAGUUCUGCGCAGGAUUUACCACCUCCAGCAGCAUGAUAAAUGGUCUCUGAGACAGCCGAAGCGGUGCCCAGAGCCAACACGCCCCCCCUCACACUGGGACCUGAUGUUGCAGGAGAUGAAAUGGAUGAGGACUGAUUUUCGAGAGGAGCGGAAGUGGAAGAGGGCUGUCGCACGCAAUCUGGCGGAGGCGUGUGCCGAGUGGGUGGCAUCUAGUGAAGAGGACAGGAAGAUUCUACAGGUAAACGCGAGAAUUCCACCAGUUGACGGUGAGCAUUCAUCAAGCAAGAACGGAACAAUUCUGCCGGAAGAAGAAUCCUUGCCAACGCCGAUGCCCGACCUUGUUCCCUCGGGAGAUGCUGACUCUCAAAUGGACAUUGAUGAAGAGCCUCGGGAUUGGGACGCUCAGACAGUCGCACCUUCCGCGAUUUUUGCUUUGCAGGACGACGAGGUUGUGUUCGGUCUUCAGCAGUCGUCGACAUCCGAACAACUCUUGGAGGAAUUACCUAUGUAUGGCGCGCCUCUCAAAUUGCCGCAAUUUGAUAUCGCCGGUCCUGCGUACGACCCGGACGCUCAGUGGCGCAGGCCAGCCCUUCCACUCAGCAAAUAUGUCGAGGGCGAGAUGAGGCUCAAAUCAGAGGGCAUCAAAAUGAGGCGGAGCCGUUAUCAGUACGCAGUAGAGGACCAGGACGAGGAUGAUGAGGUGGUAUUUGGAGACGGCAAAGCUCAGAAUCCGGACCUACCCCCGGAGAAUACGGACGUGGCUCUAUUCCGCCCGGAAAUGAAGCUUGUGCGAGACAGGCUCCACGCAGGCCAUCAGUUCAGGCCGCCCACGGAGUCGCUGAUGCCCUUGCAGAGCUUCUACGAGUCCAGAAUCGCGUCGCAGUGGACACCAGCCGAGGAUGAGGAGCUCAGAAAGCAAGUACGCGAGUACUCGUACAACUGGUCCUUGAUCUCAAAGAAUGUUUCGUCAAAGUCCCUUUUCAUUUCGGGUGAAGAGAGACGGACCCAUUGGGAAUGCUUUGAGCGUUGGGUUCAGCUGGAGGGCUUCCCCAACGAUGUUGCCAGGACUCAGUACUUCCAGACUUACCAGAGGCGCAUUGACCAAGCGCAGAGAGCCAUCGCGAUGGCCAACCAGAUGGCCUCGCAGCAAGCUGCUCCGAACGGUCCAGUUGUGCCGCGACGACGACAGACCACGCCCCUGCGAGUCGAGAGACGGGCUAAUAGGCGGCAUUUCGCCUUGAUCGAUGCGAUGAAGAAGCAGGAAAAGAAACGCGAGGCAGCUAAGGCCAAGCAGCAACAGAGCACAAAUAAUCAGAGCAGGAGAACGUCGACGGAGGCCACGCAGCAGAAGCUGAAUAUCAAGACGCCAGAAGAUUAUGCCCGAGCCAGGUACGAACGCGACAGGCAGAUGACUGAGAAGAUUGCGAGGACACUUGCUGCGCAACAGGCAGAGGCCCAGAGAAGGGCAGGAAUCAGCAUCAAAUGGCCGGGGUGGCAGGUGCUCCGGGAGCCGCGCAAGUCGCUCGAAAUGCCGCAACACAUGCCGCUGUCGUAG
This is a messenger RNA of Diaporthe batatas, 3426 nucleotides long. RefSeq lists its product as uncharacterized. The transcript has 4 exons. The coding region runs from base 1 to 3426 and encodes 1141 amino acids. The record is from RefSeq and is a predicted model, not a curated record. Lineage: Eukaryota; Fungi; Ascomycota; Sordariomycetes; Diaporthales; Diaporthaceae.